AUGGAAGGCAGCUUCGAUGAUGAUGAACCUUUUAUAUUCAGGCUGAAUGACAGCGGUACAGGGCCUGGCCUGCUGGUGAAGGUAUGCGCUGAACGGGGCUGGCGUAUGUACCCUGGCUACCACAGCGGCUUAGAAGAACGAUGGAACCUUUGGUGGAAGACCAGCGCCUUUCCGGCGGCAAGCUACAAGACUUUAGGAGACUGGCAGGUUUGGUCAUAUUCUUAUUUCUCUCUUUCAUCGGGAAAAAAUUCCAAAAUGGGUGCCUACUUUCUAAAGGACAAGCCGGCAAAUGAGCUGAAUGAACACUUGAAGUUCAUGAACCAUAUACCGAAAGGUGGAUCGAUAUGCAGAAAAGAUAAUCUUUCUCGUCUGUUACGUUGCAUGAAGAGGAUUUACGGAGCAGUGUACGAUUUCAGUCCUCCAUGCUACCACUUACCCUUGGAGUAUGCGAAGCUGGUGUCAGAAUGCUCUCGGCUGCGACGGGACGAGAAUGGAGCUGGAGCCAACGUCGUGUGGAUACACAAACCUGUCGCCCAGAGUCAGGGCAGAGGAAUAUUUUUGUUUAGGAGCCUGUGUGAGAUGAACUGCGGGACAUCGGCGGUGGUGCAGCGCUACAUCGAGCGACCUCUACUGAUAGCUGGUUACAAGUUCGACCUCCGGCUGUACGUGUGUGUGCCUGGCUACAGACCGCUCACCGCCUACAUGUACGCUGAGGGACUCGCGAGAUUCGGCACGGACAAGUACACGCUAUCGGAUAUCCACAACCCGUACCGCCACCUGACGAACUCGUCCCUCAACAAGAGCGGCCCGCGAUACGCUGAAUGUAAGGACCGAAUCGGUAGCGGGUGCAAAUGGACGUUGACGCAGGUCCGAAAAGCCCUUAUCGGGCGCUGGGGUGCGGCGGAGUGGGUGGUGUGGCAGCGGAUCAGGGCGCUGGUGACGCUCACCUUGCUGGCUCAAGCAACUGGUACACCACCAGCUAGGAACUGCUUCGAGUUCUACGGGUUUGAUGUCCUACUCGAUGAUUGCUUGAAGCCUUGGUUGUUGGAGGUGAACCUUUCUCCUGCAUUAGCCUCCGACUGCGAGGCAGACGUGGUGGUGAAGCAACCGAUGCUGCACGAGCUGUUUGACCUGCUGGGACUUCCCAUGAAGCAUACAGGACUCGCCAAGCUGAAGGCGCCACCUCCUCCAACACCACUUACGAACAGUUGCAGUUCGGAGGAGGAGAAUAAUGGAGGGAGUCGCGCGCGCACCCGUUCGGCGGGGCGGCGAACUGCACGACCGCGCCGUCGCCGCGCCCUGCCGCUGCACUGCGUCACGCUGGCCGGCCCCGGCGCCACAACCAAUACCCCACCACCUACACCACCUAACGGAGUACCUGAGAAAGAGAAAAUCCAGGUCGGCAAACGAGCAGACGGAUUACCUGAUGGUAAACAAUCAGCGCCGCCCAUGGACACUCGCAACAGAGGAGUUACGAGUCCGUUGCCGACCUUUUGGGGAUUAGGGAUUUGGAGACUUAGGGAUUGGGGAGGGGACGGAUUGGGCCUCCGAAAUAUUAAUCGCAAAAUACAGGAAUCAGCGGAAAAACCCAAAGAAGUACACGGCGUGCGCUUCAAAACGGAUACGAGCAGUGAAGCUGAUGUGCAGUCUUCAUCAAGUGGGCCUACGCCCCAAACGGAGAGUGUGGACGAGUCGUGGCGUGGCGGAUACUCCACGGCUGCUUCACGCCGACGUGUCAUGACCGCCUGCAAGUGGGGGAACGGCGUCUGCUGGAACCGAGCCAUCGGCAGAGUGGGACAUUGGAUCAGAAUAUAUCCACAUUCCUUACCUAAUAAUGAUGAGUUGCCAGUGGAGGAUGUGAGAGAAAGUGUGGCUCAAGUGUCAAAGUUUGUGCGGGCGGCGCGCGAAGUCAGUCGGGAAUAUGGCAAGGAUACUUCGGGACCCCGUGACGCGUCCAGAGAUGCGGUUUUCGAAGAAGCACUCCGAAAAAAGCUAGACUUCGGGCCCCACUUCCAAGGAAGUCGUAAUAGUUGGGACGAUGUAUUCGAUAGUGCAAUGAUCGAAAUUCCACAAAUGAACUUGGUUGUGAAAGCCUUUACUAUAAACUUGAACAUGUCGAGAAUCGAUAAAAUUAACAAUUUAUUGAAUGAUCCCAUAUUCGCAACGAACACGAAGAAAGACGAAGAGAUGCUGCUUGAGACGACGAGGACGUCACAUCGUCUCGUCAAAUUCAUGAAGAUCAGCAUAAUAAUGGCUGGAGUGAGCUGGGCAGGAUCUCUGUUCGCUAAGAGAUACCAAGACUCAGAGGCAGUGGUUUAUAUAUACUCGCCUUUUGAAACCGUUUCUUGGACUGGGUAUUCAUUCUCAGUAAUGAUGGAAGUGCUACCCUUACCGUGGACUGGGUUCGGACACUUAGGAAUCGACUGCCUCAUAGCAACGUAUUAUGCGCAGGCAGAAGUUCAAUUGAAGAUCAUCAAGUACAACUUAGAGCAUUUGUUUGAUACUGACGGUGCAUCAGACGGGGUAUACCAUGGACGACAUAUUUUUUAUAGGGAUGAGCUGAAUGGAGAUCUUAGGGACCGAUUUGUACAUUACGUUCAGAGAUACGAAGCUGUGACCUGGUAUACAAAAGAAGUAAGUGGAAUAUUUAAUCACGCGUUGGCAUUUGAAUUCUUUGGCUCCGCUGCUGUGCUUUGUAUGGUCACUUUCAAGAUGAGUUACACACCACCGUUCUCAAUGGCGUUUGCGUUCCUCGCGGUGAUGCUCGGAGUAUUACUAAUGCAAGUGUUCCUUUAUUGCUAUUUUGGCAAUUUGGUGCAAUACGAAAGUGAUUCGAUAAUGACAUCAGUGUACCUCAGUGAUUGGCUGUCAGCGUCUCCACGAUUCCGGCGCCACCUCCUCAUCGCCAUGCUGCGCUGGUCGAAGAGUAUCACUCCUCGAGUGUCUGGAAUCAUUCCGUUAUCCCUCACCACUUAUGUUUCGGGAUUCCGCAACAAUGUGGAUGUAUUCGAUGGUGCAACGAUUGAAAUCCUACAACUGACCUUGGCUGUAAAAAUUAUUACAUUAAACGUGUUUAUGUCGAGGAUUGAGAAACUCAAUAAAAUAAUGUAUGAACCCAUAUUCGCACCCUAUACGAAGAAAGAUGAAGAGAUGCUUCAAGAAGCAACAAGAAAUACGUAUCGUAUCAUCAAGUACAUGAAGCUUGCCGUAGGAUUGGCAGGAGUGUUCUGGCCGGGAUCUCUGUUCGCCAAAAGAUACCAGGAUCCAAACGCACAAGUUUAUAUUUACACUCCUUUUGAAACCAGGUCUUGGACUGGCUACUCAUUCUCAGUAUUGAUGGAGGUGUCACCUAUAGGAUGGAUUGGAUACGGGCACUUGGCAAUCGACUGCCUCAUAGCAACGUAUUAUGCGCAGGCGGAAGUUCAAUUGAAGAUCAUCAAGUACAAUUUAGAACACUUGUUCGAUAGCUCCGGUGCAACGGAAAGGGUACAAGAUGAAGGACGUAUUAUGUAUGGGGAUGAACUCGAUAAAGACCUUAGGCACCGGUUCGUGCAUUACAUUCAGAGAUACGAAACUGUGGCCUGGUUUACAAAGGAAGUAAGUGACAUUUUUAACCUCGCGAUAGCAUUUGAAUUGUUUAGCUCCUCGGCUUUGCUCUGUUUGGUCACAUUCGUGAUGAGUUACAGUCCAAUAAUGUCGGUAGCGUUCGUAUUCUUCUCAGUGGUGCUCGUUGUGUUGCUGAUGCGGGUGUUCCUUUACUGCUAUUUCGGCAACAUGGUGCAAUUUCAAAGUGAAUCUGUAGCGACUGCAGUGUACCUAAGUGGCUGGUUGUCAGCGUCUCCACGACUCCGUCGCGACCUCCUCAUCGCCAUGCUGCGCUGGUCCAAGGAUAUCACUCCGGUAGUGGCCGGGAUUGUUCCACUAUCUCUCACAACCUACGUUUCGGUGCUCAGGUCGGCCUACAGUUUAUUCGCGGUUCUCAGUACGAGAAACUAA
Molecule: messenger RNA, 3996 nt
Organism: Spodoptera exigua (beet armyworm)
Lineage: Eukaryota; Metazoa; Arthropoda; Insecta; Lepidoptera; Noctuidae
Source: the annotation of a GenBank genome assembly